Messenger RNA from Thalassophryne amazonica, 1478 nucleotides. RefSeq names its product cilia and flagella associated protein 100 (gene cfap100). Bases 100 to 1437 code for a protein of 445 amino acids. The transcript has 13 exons. Lineage: Eukaryota; Metazoa; Chordata; Actinopteri; Batrachoidiformes; Batrachoididae. The record is from RefSeq and is a predicted model, not a curated record.
CACAGCCAAUGGGGCAGCAGCUGACGGUUACCGUGCCAACGGUACACAAACGGCAAAAUUUCUUUGAAGCUUUUUGACGAUUACACACCAAGCCCCAAGAUGUCCUCAUCACCACCAGAAAAUGCUACAAAUGACAGCAACUUGGAAUUGGAACGGGAAUACGCCACUGUGCAGUUCAUUGUGAGAGACAAGAUGUUAGAGAUUAUGAAGCUGCAGCAGGCCAUUAAAGAACAGGAAGACUACGUGGAAAUGCUUAAAACUUUCCGUGACACAGAAAAUCUGCACCUCAAGAACCUGGAGAAGAAAUUUUUGGAGUCUAAAACCAUGUAUGAGCAGGAGCUCAGGGAAAAGCAGGAGAUCAAUGCCAAGAUCCAGGAGCUGACUGCCAAAAUAACAACCAUAAAAAGCCAAAACGUCAAAAACGAGGAAAGAAUCAUUCAAAGUCAGGCUUGCUAUGAGUUUCUGUUCAAGCUGGCUCCUGUGGAGUGGCAGGAGGCUCAGAAGGCCAAAGCUCUGAAAACAAAAGUCAUGUCUGAAGGACACACUCAAGAGGAGCAGAACGAGGAGCCUGAGGGGUCAGACGCUCGAGAGAGUUUGGAGAACAAAGAAUCCAGUCCAGAUGGAGAGUUGCCUUCAGUCUCAGAGCUCUGGCUGUCAUCCUCACCCAGCAGGGACACGCUAAAUGCAAGAUCUAAAGCUGAUUUCAGCAGUUCUGAAUACAAGGAUCCAACAGAAAUGUAUUUCACAGAGCCACAGCAGAUUGUAGAUGCAAUGAUGAACAUGAGAGAGCAGAUCUUUUCUCUGUUUGAGUACAACCAGCGGAAGGAGGAGGAGAUGAAGAAGCGCCACAGUGUCAUCAAGGCCACCAAGAACCAGAUGGAACAGGAUGAAGGGCAAGAUAACUUGCUGAUAAGAGACGUGAACAAGAAAAUUAAAAAUGAGAAGGCCAAAGCAGCAAAACUUGACAGGAUGGUUAAGAUUCAGGAGUUACUGAAGUCAGUGGAUCAGGAUGCUAUGCUGGACUCUGUGACUAAAAAGCUGCGUGAGGUGUAUCACUGCUUUGUGGUUGGCCACCUCAGUAUGCCCGACCCUGAUAAUUUCAAGAUGGUGGCUGCUACUGAGCGCUAUGUGUCCUUCCUGCUGAAGAAACUCGAGGAGAGCUCUGCAGAAAUUGUGGCCCAUCAUCAAGAGAUGAAGGACAGAGAGAGACGCUUUAGACAACGUGAGGAGCUGCUGAGAGAGCAGGAAGCAAAGCGUCAAGAGAAGAUGAAGCAGCACUUGGAGAGCUCUUUGUCUCACAUACAGAAAAAAAGUGGACGGAAGCUCAUGCCCAGAAGCCUUCCUCCUGCCCCAAAGGCCAAAUCCACACCUUUGGACAACAAGGAAGAUGAGGAUGAAAUUAAUGCCUACCUCUUCGGCCCUGAUGAUGAGGACUAAAACAUUUUAUAGUUGCACUUUAGUUGUUUACUCUUGGCUUG